UUAUUUAUUUAAUACAAAUUGAUAAAAAAAUUAGAUAAUUAAGUACACAAUGUAUAAUUCUUUUCAUAUGACUGAUAAUAAAAUUUUUGAAUAAUAAUCAUAAAUAUUAAGGUAUACGCACUGAAAAAAAAAUUUGGUUGAAUUAAGUGGAAAUUUGGUUGAUGUAAACUAACGGUUCGGAUUCUAGUUGAACCUACUAAAUUUCUAAUUAAUUUAACAAAAGUUCUUGUUGAAUUAAUUGGAAAUCUGAUAGGAUCAACUAGAAAUCUAAACCGUCAGUUUAAUUCCAGUUAAUUUAACAAGACUCUUUUUUUCAGUGUGUAAAUAUUAUAAGAAAUAAUUAGAUAUGGGGUUUUGUGAAAACUUACAUCCCGGAACUUAAAAAUAAUAAAUUAUACACUAAUUGCAAUGAUCAUAAUUCUAGCAUAACACAUUUGAAUGAAAGUGUUAUGCUAUAAUUAUAAUUAUCGCAAUUAGUGUAUACUUUAUCAUUUCUAAGUUUCGGGAUGUAAGUUCCGUGAUAAAAAAUGACAUUAUCUAAACGAUUAAAUUAUCACCAAUGUCGACUAGAAGUUAUAAGUGCGUCUUGUACAAUAACGAUGCCGUAAUAGUUUCUCGACUUUAUAAUGGUGUAUACAUAUAAUGAUGUGACUUCUUAUCUUUUGUUAUUACAUUAUAAAUGAAAAAAAUUAUAUUGUAUCAAAAUAAAACCAGUGGGGGUUAAAUCAGUUAUAUAAUGUCUUCAAAGGAUUGAAAGGGAUUAAAGUCUCUCCUUGUCGCUGUGUCACCGAACACAUUUUUUACUUUUUAGACAAAAUCAUUGCAGAACGAAGUCAUUCUUGUAUCAGUAAUUGACAAUAAUUUAUUACGUUAGACAUUUGCUUACACGUUACAAAAAAAAAUUAAAUUAAUUUUGUGAUUUUGAAGUGUCAGUAGUUUAACGAUGUAUCUACCAAGCAAUAUAUUUUGUUGUUUUAUGCUUCUAUUUGUUGUUUUGUCAUCUGAGUUUCAAGGAAAUUCUACAAAAAAUGAUAAGCAAAAGAAGAAUUCGAUGGUGCAUAUUAAUCUUUUUGAAAGCUCUAUGAAAUAUUCAAAUGACAAAUCGAGUCAACACAAUGCAAUAAAAAAUUCUAUCAAAAAUAUUGAAAUGCAAUAUAAGCUCUAUGUUAAUUCUACAAAAAAUAAUAGAAAAAAUGAUAACAAUUCGAAACGAUAUGAAUCUCGCAAAUAUAUCAAGGCAGAUUGCGAAAGAAGUAAGCAGAUGGAACUUGAUGCGAAUUCUACAAAGAUUAACGACUCAAUGUUACAAGAAAUUGAGUAUCUCUUUAAGGCCAAAAACGAAAGCAAUUUCACAUCGUGCAAAGACGAAAAUUUCCAUACAAACGACAAUAUUGAAGUCAUCUUUGUUCCAAAUGAAGAGUGUGACAAUGUGUCUUGCAUUCAGCUCUGCUGUCCUUUUACUGAUAAACUUACGAUGGAGGGCAAUUGCGUUGAAAAAGGAAACGGUAGUUUCUUUUUUCCACCUUUUAUCGCAUAUGCGAAGGCUUCUGAGCAUGUAAUAUUUAACGUGACUUUCCACAAUCCAUGCGUUUUACAAGAAUUUCAACACAGUGUACUUGAUCUCAAAAUAUAUGACUUUUACGAGAAUGGUACUAUAAGAGAUCCAAAUACUCACAAAUUAAUUUCAUCGACAGACUACUGCUUUGCAAUUUUGAAUCAAAGUAAUUAUGAUGUGAUUAUCUGCAAUAAGACUAAAAAGAAUGAAAAGAAUGAAGAAAUCAAAUUUCAUUUAUAUAUAUAUGGCACGUGUGUGCUAGUGCCUAUGUUAUUUCUGUUAUUGACGUUUGUAAUGUAUUCAAUAUUGCCAGAGCUCAAAAAGAUCCCUGGUUAUAUCUUAUGUGCACUCGUUGCCUCAUUAUUUAUUUUGAACGCAAUGUAUAUUUUUUUAGCUAUCUGUAAAAUUAAUCAAACUGAUCAACAAGUUUUUAUAUUAAUGGAUGACACAUUUUGCAUUAUAUUAGUCUAUAUUUGGAAUUUCUUUUUUUUGUCGACCUUUUUUUGGCUAAACGUAACAUGUUUCGAUAUGUGGUACUCAUUCAGAAAAUUCGGUUUACAUCAAACAGAUGUAAAGCAAGAAAAAAAAAAUAUAUUUAUGAUAUAUUCGAUCUAUGCGUGGGGAAUGCCUUUGAUCUUUAACAUUAUCUUUGCUAUUUUGGAUUAUGUUAAAAUACCAAAUUGGCCAAAAAAAUGUCUGCAAAAGUUUUCAUUCAAUAAAAAUCGAGGAAUAAGAUUAUUUUUUCUUGUACCUGUGGGUGUUACUCUUAUCAGUAACGUUUGUUUCUUUAUUGCCACAGUUAUAAUUAUGUACCAGUAUAAACGUACAGCUAAAAAACCAAGAAAAUCACCGAGAAAAAAAUAUAGAAUUAAUAAUGAAGAUAAUGAAGAUAAUAAAAAUAAUGAAAAUAAACAGAGGUUGAAUAUGUGCCAGAAGUUAUUCAUAAUGAUGGGAGUAGUGAUGGGAGGCGGGAUUUCGGAAGCAACAAUGUGGGUGUUCGAUGAUGAUUCUUUGACGUUGGACAUCAUUGAUUAUUUUUUGACUACAAUGAAUACUUCACAAGGUCUUAUCAUUUUUAUCUUAUUUGUGUGUACAAAAAAUAUAAAGGAUAUAUGUUGCUAAAACAAUUCGACGGACUAUUUGGUAAAAUUUGAAUGUACAACGAGAGCACAGUGUCGAAAAUCACUAUCAACAUCAGCAACUGUAGUCAUGCAAGAAGUUAGUCAAUCUAAUCGACAAUUACACUCGCAGACUCAAAUUUGCCAGUUGGGUUGACAAUAAAGAUCUAAUUUAUUUAUUAUUUAUACACUGGUGACUAGAAGCUUGAGAUUCACAUUAUUAAUUCUACUCAUAGCAAUGAAAUGUAAAGGAGAAUAACUUUUAUUACAGAGUUAGCAAUUAAUCAGCCAAAGAUUGAUCUUGCAUUAUUAUUAAUGUAGUUUAUUGUUAUUUUUGAAACAACAAUAUAAUACAUAUGUUUAGUAAA
Messenger RNA from Monomorium pharaonis (pharaoh ant), 3041 nucleotides. RefSeq names its product G-protein coupled receptor Mth2. Gene Ontology annotation, cellular component: membrane. The record is from RefSeq and is a predicted model, not a curated record. Gene Ontology annotation, biological process: G protein-coupled receptor signaling pathway; cell surface receptor signaling pathway. Lineage: Eukaryota; Metazoa; Arthropoda; Insecta; Hymenoptera; Formicidae. The coding region runs from base 944 to 2677 and encodes 577 amino acids. The transcript has 5 exons. Gene Ontology annotation, molecular function: G protein-coupled receptor activity.